AUACUGAAAUGCUUAGUUCCGCAAAACUUGUUCUGACGGAAAUGAUUGCAUUCGUUGUGAAAUAGUUUUUACGCGUGUGUUAGCAUUUUUGUCGGAUACUGCACGUUCACUGAGAACAUUUUAAUUACAUGUUUAGUUCCAAGUCGGUUAACGAACUUAGGAUAUUUGCAUUUGUGAGUUGAACACAACACAAUGACUGUGUGAAUUCUCCACAAGUAUGGAUACAUCAGGUAGCAAGCUUGUGUCAAAGUGGUCAGUCAAGCCUAGCCCAGGCCUGACAUUGGCAGGAGGGAGAUCUACAGGCCUCUCACUGACUGGAGGCAGUACCAACUUGCAGUCUCCGCUGUUGUCAUCAUUACAACAGAAGACGUCCACUUCCGACUAUGGCAAACUCGGAAAGCACAAAAGUUCCACAAAGGAGACAGUCCUUACUGACAAGAAGAAAAAUAAACUGCAAGACAGUCGAGUAAAGACAGCGCCAUCUUUACUGUCAAGUCACCUUGGAGACAGUUCUCUUCUUAAAUCUAAUCUUCAGAGUAAACUGGUUGGAUUAAGCUUGUCUGGGCAGAGUCCACUGCUUUCAGCCUCCAGCCUUAGAACCCAGUCAGCAACUAGCUAUAGGACACCUCUAAUGAGCAUGACCGAUGGCUCAUCGAAAUUGCAAUCACAACUGAAACCACAGUUGUCCACGACACUGAUAGGAAAGUCAUCUUUGACUGGAUCAUUAUCGACAGGUUUCUCCACGACUCAUGGAUCAAUUGUUCCGGGUAAAUCCAGUUUACUGGGUCAGCAAUCGUCUGAGAAAUCUAAACUGCUUGACGCAUCAAGUUUGUCCUCAAAGACGGUUUCGGGUGCCACAAAGAGUAAGAAACCAGGCAAGAGGUCACAUGACCAAGUGUCUGAAAAGAAGGAGAAAAAGACAAAAUCCAAGGGUAUUAUUAGCGAGGAACAGAUGCAGAUGCUGGCCAUGAAACGGUACAAAAUAGUGACCCCGGAGUAUGACCUGAGCCAAGUCCUUGAGCUUCCCAUGAGUGCCCAGAUGUCAAACAGGGAUGAAUUUCUGGAUGUGGACAAAGAUCCUUUCCUGAACAGAAUCCACGUGCCUCUCCAUGAUGUAAAUGGGAUGAAGCUGGCGUUCAUCAAUGCUGUCAGUGGGUCCCUCAUUUGCCAGCCAAAUUUCAGGAACGCCAAUGACUUGACUAGGAAAUCAUUGACCGUUAUGGCUGAAAGGGUUGUGCCCUUUGACCCAGAGUUCAUCCUCAAGGUGGCCUUAUACACGAGGAAGGAGCUCAACAUCCGUACCACGGCAAACUUCCUUCUGGCAAUGGCCGCCAAUGUUCAUCCAUGUCGACCGUACCUCAAGAAGUACUAUGUCAAGUCUAUUGCCCUGCCUUCGGACUGGAUAGAGGUAGCAGAGAUCUACCAGGCCUUCCACGACAAGACCAUCAGCCAGGGGGCUAUACCAGCCGCCCUAAGGAAGGUUAUGAUCACCAAGUUUCCCAGUUUUGACAAAUACCAAUUAGCAAAAUACAACAAAGACAGCUCGAAGAAAAAGAAGAAAAAGAAGACAAAAGAAGAUGAAAAUACCACCACUUCAGCCACAAGAGGCGGAGGUCAAUUUAGAGGUAGAGGUAGAGGUCGCGGUGGAGGUCGUGGUAGAGGUCGUGGAGGAUUUUCUGCACCUGAACCAGUCAUAGAGAAGAAGAAGAAAAAGAAAAAGUCAAUGUUUGAUUCCGAUUCAUCAGAUUCCUCCGACUCUGAUUCAGAGGAUGAGCUAUUGAAAAGACAGAUCAGUGACAUAGUGUAUGAUGAGAGAGAAAGCGAAUCGGAACUUUCCCAGGCCAAAUUUUCCCUGAAGCAACUGAUCCGGAAACUUCACAUCGUAGAACCGGUGGAGCAUGUCAUGUGUUUGGUGGGGAAAAGAUACCCAGACAAUAUGGAAACUUUUUAUCAGAGUCGUCUGCCUGGAACAUUUGAAGAGGAGAGAGCAGGCAAGAGGAUGAAGCUACCGAUCCCGGAAACAUGGGAGACUCAGGUGUCUUUGAAGGGCAAUAAGGCAAAAACAUGGGAGGAUCUUAUAGAUCACAAUAAGCUCCCCUUCAUGGCUAUGCUGAGGAACCUACGGAAUGUGAUCAAGGCGGGAAUAUCGGAGAAACAUCACACAAACAUCCUACACAGAUUGACGAAUGAGAGGCAAGUUGUGAAUAGCAAGCAGUUUCCAUUCAGAUUUUUCUCUGCGUAUGAAGUUCUAGGAAAUCUGGAAAAGGAUUAUGAGAAGAGUCAAUCUGAAAUAGUAAGAGCAGCAGAGAUCGCGACCGGCACUACCAACCCUUAUGACACCUCGACCCCUGUUACACGUGGAAGAGGAAGGGGCCGAGGGGCCAGAGGUGGAGCCCUAGGUGGUAAGAAAGCCAAUCCUGAGAUGUGGUGGCUGGAUAAGAAGAAGAAUAAGAACAAGGGGCCGCAGGAGACCCUAUUUGACUUGCAACUGAUCACAAGGUACAAAAAAGCCCUGGAUAAGUCGGUGAAGAUCGCCACAACAUACAACGUCCAGCCAAUCAGGGGCCGAACUAUAGUUCUGUGUGACAUUGGACCUAGCAUGGAAGUCAACUGUACUGCAGCCAAGGGACUCGGAAAACCAAGACAGAUGAAGGAGGUUGCUGUCCUGCUCGGUUUGAUGUGCAAGUAUUCCUGUGAGGAGUGCGAUCUUAUGGCCUUCACCCCGACGACUUACUUCAAUGUCCAGCUUAAGCCUGGUACAAUCCUGGAAAACAUGGAUGUUGUUUUGGAUCCAAUGACUCUUACCAAUGCUGAAUUUGCAUCUACUGAGUCUAUGCCAUUUAUGUUACCUCACAAAAUUCUGUCGGAUGCUUUGAGGGACAGAGUACAGGUUGAUAACUUAAUCUUCCUGAGUGGCGGAGACAAUGUGCCCACCCAGCAGCAGUAUCUCUCAACGUUUCUGAAAAAAUACAGAGAAAUUGUCAACCAAAAUCUUCUGUAUGUCAACAUAUCCUUUGCAGGCAAGAAUUGUGGAUUUUCAGAGAGUAUCACUCCAGAACAUGACAACGACAUCUACAUUUCUGGUUACAGUGAUCAGAUACUCAGGUUUAUAGCCGAGAGAGGAGAAGGGGGACAACUUCGACAUGUAGAGAAAAUCGAUGAAGCUUUUGACCUUCGACCUAUGCCAGCCACCUCAUCAGACCGAGGAAACAAACCAAAGUUGGAACGGCCUGCUAAGCCACUACCCAUUGUUUCUAACUCUCCCAGCUGGAAAACUCUCCGAGUGUUCAUCUCAUCGACAUUCCGUGACAUGCACGGUGAAAGAGACAUUCUCACACGAAAUAUAUUCCCAGAGUUGCGCGCCCUUACCAAGAAACACUUCAUUAAUAUUUAUGAGGUGGAUCUCCGAUGGGGAGUUACAGAGAAUGACACAAAGACAAACAGAACCAUGGAACUUUGUCUCUCUGAGGUCAAACAGUGCAACCUGUUCCUGGGAAUUCUAGGAGAAAGGUAUGGCUGGAUACCCGAGAAGUAUAUCGUCCCCGAUACAGCCGAGUAUGACUGGGUCAGAGAAAGCAAGCCCGGGAUGUCGGUUACGGAGAUGGAAAUGUACGCCGGAGCUCUGAGUCAGCCGCAGGAAUCACAACAGACAGCUUUCUUCUUUCUCAGGGACAGCCAGUUUGAAAAGAACAUUCCUCCAGAAUUUACAUCAGACUUUGUUGCUGAGAAUGCUGAAUGUAAAGAGAAAAUGGCCGCCCUGAAAUCAAGGAUACGAAACAGUGGCUUGGAAGUAUACGACAAGUAUCCUUGUCACUGGGGUGGUGUGGCUGAGGACAAACCUCUUGUUUCAGGCCUAGAGUUGUUUGGUGCAAGAGUCCUUAACAACCUCUGGAACUCUAUCAACAAACUCUACAUUGAGCAGGCAGAGGUCCUGGAUGAGAAUACACACACAACCAAACAGCAUCAGGCAAUGUUGGAACGUCACCAAGAAAACUUUGUGGGGCGAAAAGCAAUGAUCAAAGAAUGCCUCAAGCAGCUGCAAUCUGUGCCCUCUGGAAUUCUGGGAUUGGUCGGCAAACCUGGAACUGGGAAAUCGGCUGUCAUGGCAUCCCUAGUGCAUAGUUACGUUGAGUCGGCCAUGUGUGACAGUGCCAUGUCAGUCUUGACCCACGUAGUUGGCGCUGCUCCAGGUUCCACCAACAUUCUGGCCACUCUACGACGUCUUACGCACGAAGUCAAGCGACGAUUUGGGCUGGUCAAAGAGGUCCCUGAGGAUUUCAAGAACCUGAGCCAGGUGUUUGGUGAAAUGCUAGAGGAGGCGGCUAGCAUGUGUGGGUCUCCAUUGCUGGUGUUUAUAGAUGGAAUUGACAUCAUGGAAAGUGCUUACCAGCCAGACAACCUGGAAUGGCUGCCAACACCUGUACCAAAGAACGUUACAUUUGUGCUGACUGUGCUGGAUGGUGGCAAAUGUCACAAGUCAAUCCAACGUCACAAAGGUCAAGAGGUCAGCGUUGGAGGUUUGGACAUGUGGGACAAAGCUGACGUUGUCAGAACUACACUGGCUACUCACAGAAAGACUCUGGACGAGACACCAUUCAACAACCAGCUGAAGCUCUUGCUGUCAAAGAAGGAAGCAUCUGUGCCUCUGUUCCUGAAACUAGCUUGUGAGGAACUCCGGGUGUUUGGAGUGUUUGAAAAGGUUAGUAACAAGCUGAAGUCCCUCCCUCACACUGUUCAACAGUUAUUACAGGAGGUACUAGCUCGAUUGGAGAACGACCUUGGCAAGGAAACGGUUAUCAUGGCGAUGUCUCUCCUCAUCUGUGCCAGGGAAGGUUUGGAUGCUGAGGAGCUGCAUGAAUUAUUGAGUCUGAAGCUCCUACUUGGGAACACAAGGAUCAGUGUCCAGGGAGUAAUAAAUAUUCAUCUGGGUCAGGAGAACUUGAUACCGCCUCUUAUCUUCUCUCAGAUCAAAAGGUCUCUUCAAACUUUCCUCAACCCUCAGGAUCGUUGGAGCACCAGACUGAGCCUGGCCCAUGCUGAUAUAGCAACAGCAGUAAGACAACGCUAUCUCCGAGGAUCAGCAGCAGAGCAGGAGUUCUCUCUCCACAAGCUUCUGGCUGGUUAUUUUUACCGACAAGCUGACCCUGAAAAAGACCACAGUUUCCGUGGUAACAGUACACGAGCCUACUGUGAGCUACCCUAUCACCUGUCCUGUGCCGGAGAGUUUAAGGAACUACAGGACAUUCUUUGUGACAUCAAGUUCAUUGACAGGAAGUUCGAGCUUGGCCUCGGGCCCAGGCUGAUGGAUGACUUCCAGGUCAAAGUCUUCGUAAAUAAAACGAUGGAUAGAGACCAGAACAAGAUGGUGGCAUCCGAUAGUUUCCAGCAGUUUAAGAUGUUCGUGUCGAGAAACAUGCACAUCCUCACCAGCUACCCUGGGUUGACAUGGCAACAGGCCAUAAAUGAACCUUCUGACUCACUGCCGGCCCAGCAAGCCGUCAGUUUACCAAGAGAUGUCAAUGAGAAACAGUACAUAGAGUGGAAUAACAAACCGGGGACCAAGGAUCCAUGUUACCUUACCAUGGAUAAUCUGCCACAGCCUGUGAUGUGUGUGGCCAUCAGCCAGGACUGUCAGUACUUUGUGUGUGGAGGCCUGGAUGGAGUCGUACGACUGUAUAAUAUGGAAACUGGCAAGGAGGUGCAUACAUACCGUGGCCAUUCGGAUGCUGUCUCUGAUGUCUGCUUCGUCAGUAAAUCAUUCCUCUGUAGCGCAUCACACGACAACAGCCUCAGUAUAUGGCAUGUCGAGGAUGGACACAGGGUACACCUCCUGAAGGGCCACACGCGGCGUGUGAAGUCAUGCGCGGCAGACCCUGCUGGGAAAUUGGUGGCCUCCGGAUCCUGGGACUGUACUGUGAAGGUGUGGGAAGCUUCCAAAGGAUCUGUGUCCUGUACUCUCAACGUGGGCAGCCCUGUAAAUAGUGUGUCCUUCCACCCUGAAGGCCAGCUCAUAGUGACAGGAAGCUGGGAUGCUACCAUCAAGAUAUGGGAUGUUUUUCAUAAAAAACGAAAGGCAGUACUGCGUGGACACAGUACAUCUGUGCGAGAUGUCGCUUACUCUCCUACAGGACGCCAUAUCGCCUCUGCUGCUCUGGAUGGCGACGUGAAGAUCUGGGCAGCACAGAGCGGCACUCAGGUUGGGAGUAUCCAGGGACAUGCUGAACCCAUUAACAAGUUGAUUUACUCACCGACCGGAAAGGAACUCAUCACCGUUAGUGAUGACCACAAGGUCAAGGUGUGGUCCGGACACUUAGGACUGACCCUACUAAAGCUCGGCGAGGAGGGAGGAGAACCCAUCGUUUCUAUCUGCCUAAACCCUGAUUGUUCCAACGUUGCCCUUGGUUACCACACAGGAAUAGUGAAGGUGUUCGAUGUCUUUACUGGAUUUGAGCUGUGGAGUACUCAGCUCCACACGUCCAGAGUAAGGGGCCUGAGGUAUAGUCAUGACGGUAUCUUCCUCUUCACGGGAGCAGACGACUGUACAAGCAAGGUUGUAAGGGCUAAUGAUGGCAAACACGUGUGUGCCAUGUCGUCCCAUUCUAAACCUGUGAUGUGUGUCGCAACAGUUAAAAAAUACCUGGCUACCGGCGGUGAGGACUGUCAGUGUUACGUGUAUCCUACAGUCUGGACAAAGGGUGGUAAAUGCCCUAAGAUGGUGAAGUCUGUUGCUUGUUUGGGUAAUCACACUGGAGCAGUGACAAGUUGUGCUUUCAGUCCAAAUGAAAGACAACUGGCCACCGCAAGUCGAGACAUGUCGGUGAUGAUUUGGGAGUUGAGGAUGAGUUUACUAGACUCCAGUACCGCGCCAUUACAAGUGUUCCAUUCCUGUCACAAAGACUGGGUCACCAGCUGUAGUUGGUUUGGGGAUUUUCUGGUGACCGCAUCCAACGACUUCACUCUCAAAGUCUGGGAUGUGAAGACUGGGACAGAGAAACAGAGCAUGACUGGUCACAUGUCAUCUAUAUCAUCCGUCACCUACAAGUACGGCUGUAUUGUCUCCAGUUGUAAUGACGGCUCGGUCAAGGUUUGGUCACACAAAGGCACGGAGAUCACCACUCUUCACUCCCACCAGAGGGCAGCACAUGCGUGCGACCUGUACGUCCGAGUGGCUGAGAGCGAUAAACUCAACAUUUCAGACGAAAUGGACUGGAGUGCUGCCGUAACAGCAGAAGAAUCGGAGACCAAAAAAGUUUACAAACCUGCGGUGAAACUAGAGGAAGUUAUAGUAGCCACUUGUGGGGACGAUGGCACUGCUGUACUGUGGAAACCACUACAGGCCAAUGAGAUGGCUAGUUUGACUGGUCACUCUGAUCGAGUGGUCAGUGUAGCCGCCAACAAAGAUGGUCACUUGUGUACAACGUCCCUGGACAAGGCCAUCCGUCUGUGGGAGCCACAGUUGUCAACUGAGUCUGCUACGGGUGUCCAUAAUGCACCAGUGACCGUUGUUGAGACGUCGCCGGACAAGUCCAUCCUUUUGACCGGUAGCAGAGAUGGGGUAUUGAAGAUGUGGCAUAAAUCUAGUGAUUCCAGUACACCAAAUUGUGCCAUGUCGUUACAGGCCCACAAGAAAUCUGUCAAUGCAGCCUGUUUCCUGGCACCCAACAUUUUCGUUACUGGAGGAGACGACGGCCAGAUCAUUGUAUGGAACAUUUACAAAAAGACCCGAUCUGGUCAAAUUGUACCUUUAUGUCAGAAGCAUAAAGUUUUCUCUACCAUAUCACCUGUCACUGCCUUGGCCACGUCUUCCGAGCUAGAUUCUAACGCGGGUCAUAUAUUCGUGUCAGGAGAAUGGUGUGGAAAACUGACUGUCUGGAACACAGCACAGCAGAACAAAUUGUCUGAAAGCUUUGACUUUGGUAAAUCUGAUUGGAUACUCGGAAUUAAGUUCAGGACAAGUACAGCCACGCCCACUUUCCAUGUUGCCACGGCGAAUGGCUAUGUGUGUAGAGGCACAAUGAACAAGCUCGGACAGAAGCUGACAUCUGUCGACUCGUAUUAUAUUCCCCCGGCGUCCAGCGUCCCCGUACACAGACAGGUACCAGUGAGAAUUCUAGGUCUGACAACCAGUAACAAUGACAGCUAUGCCGUCACUUCUACUGGGCAGAUCAGUACUAGUAAAAGACAAAUGAACAGCCACACAGAAACCAAGAUCCACAGUGCUGCCGUUACUUGUGUUGCAACCUCAGAACAGUUUGUAUUCACUGGAGCGCACGACUGCACUGUCAAAGUCUGGCGUCGACAAGAUAGUAAGCUCAAACAGGUCGGCCUGUUCUUCUGUCCGGCCCCUGUCGAGAGCUUAGUCGUAACCAACCAAUCAGAAUCCACGACAGAGAAAUCCAUGGUUCGUCUGGUUUGCGGUGACCAGUUGGGAAACAUCCACUACCUCACCUGGCGACAAUAGACACAGGUAACAACAAACGGCUGGAAGUAACCAAUAAAAUGAACAAGGAUUACCGUACAGUUCGCAGUUUGGUGGAAGUGAUGUACGGUCCGCAGUUUGGUUGUUGAAAUCAUUGGCAUGGCUCAUGUACCAAACCCUAAAUUAUCACCAGGUACUAAACAUAACAUGAAAAUUAUCACUAAAGGAAAAAUAUCAUGAUUGUCCGACGUCUGCUCCAAGGUGUUCCUUGUAGCCAUGGCAAUAUAUAUAUAUAAUAUAUAAUCCCCUGAAGAGCGGCACAAUGUAGCCGCGAAAGUACUAGGGAGACAGCAGAUCUGUGUUUGACUUUUUUAUUUUAUCAUAUAUAUAUAUAAGUAAUCCCUGUACAUAACUGUGAUAUGUCAACACCUACAACCCAGCCUUUCUGUUGAAAUUGUAUUUCACAAACAAUUGUUAUUGUCUCUGAAAAUAUUAGAUGUUGUUUCUUCUGAAUUUUACUUUGUUUUGUUUUGUGAGGGGCCACGGUGGCCUAGUCGUUAAGGUGUUCCGACACUUUAUCACUAGCC
Pecten maximus is the source of this 9006-nucleotide messenger RNA. RefSeq names its product telomerase protein component 1-like. Gene Ontology annotation, biological process: telomere maintenance via recombination. The record is from RefSeq and is a predicted model, not a curated record. NCBI's taxonomy places the organism in Eukaryota, Metazoa, Mollusca, Bivalvia, Pectinida, Pectinidae. Gene Ontology annotation, cellular component: telomerase holoenzyme complex. Gene Ontology annotation, molecular function: telomerase RNA binding; telomerase activity; protein binding.